Molecule: messenger RNA, 2391 nt
Organism: Mesorhabditis spiculigera
Lineage: Eukaryota; Metazoa; Nematoda; Chromadorea; Rhabditida; Rhabditidae
Source: the annotation of a GenBank genome assembly
AUGAUGGCGGAGGCGCGGCUCAGCGUCAAGGGCAAAUUGCAGGUUGAGGUAGACAAGGUGGUUGACGACGCUCUCCUGAAAAAUAUCGUCCAGCAGGCCACGGAAAAUGUGAAUCGCGCCAUCGCCAACACGAAGACGCAAUUGGCGCGCGAUGGAGUGAGAAGCACUUCGGAUUUGAAGCGACUGAUGAAGUUUGCCAUCCCGAAGCAGGCCGUCGAGCUGAGCAAAUCGCGUGAAAUCUACGAGGAGUCGAUUCGCCUCGUGCAGAGCCACGUCGAGAGAGGCCUAAUGCUACCCGUCGGCGACCUGCAUCCGAAGAACGUCUCCUACGAGUCGGUGCUGGCCGUGUCUCACGUGCAGACCAUCAUGGAGCUGUCCGGGUGCCAGGCCGGAAUUUUUAGGAAUCCCUGCAGCGACAUGUGCUUCCAUAAUAAAUAUCGCUCCUACGACGGCCAAUGCAACAACCUCGACCACCCGAUGUGGGGCGUUUCUCAGAUGCCGUUGAAGCGCCUGCUCGCUCCGGUCUACGAGAACGGCUUCAACACGCCGGUCGGCUGGGAGAAGAACAAGCUGUACAACGGGUUCCCCAUGCCCAAUCCUAGAGAUGUAUCACGGCAACUGAUCGCUACGCACGACAUUACCCCGCACGGCCAUCUAUCAUCUAUGGUGAUGCAAUGGGGACAGUUUGUUGACCACGACCUGACGCACACGGCCCCGCCGCUCACGAGAAAUGCCUACACGACGGGCGCCGUCUGCAACAGAACCUGCGAAAAUCUGGAGCCCUGCUUCAACAUCCAGCUGCCGAAGGACGACCCGAAGCUCAAGAUGGGAAGAGAAGUGAAACACCCGUGCAUCGAAUUCGAGCGCUCGGGAGCCGUUUGCGGAUCCGGAGAAACGUCACUAAUCUUCGAUCGGGUCACCUAUCGCGAGCAGCUGAAUAUUUUAACCUCUUACCUGGACGGCUCGGUGGUGUACGGUUCGACGGAGGUGCAGGCACUGGAGCUGCGCGAUCUUUUUGGGGACCACGGAUUGUUAAGAUUCGACAUCGUCUCGGCCGCCCAAAAGCCGUAUAUGCCAUUUGAGAAGGACUCGGACAUGGACUGCCGGAGGAACUAUUCCGUCGACAACCCGAUCCGAUGCUUUUUGGCUGGGGAUUUGAGGGCAAACGAGCAGCUCGGCCUCACCUCGCUGCACACAAUCUUCAUGCGUGAGCACAACCGCGUCGCUGCCAAGCUGCUGGAGAUGAACGUCAACUGGGACGGCGAGACCAUUUUCCAGGAAACCCGGAAGCUGAUCAGCGCCAUGAUCCAGCACAUCACCUACAGCCAGUGGCUGCCCACCGUCCUCGGCAAGACCGGUUUCGCCGAGCUGAUUGGAGACUACAUGGGCUACGAUCCGACCGUCGACCCAUCCAUCGCAAACGCCUUUGCCACCGCUGCUUUCAGAUUUGGCCAUACGCUAAUUAAUCCAGUGCUUAAAAGACUUGGAAAAGACUUCAAUCCAAUCCCACAGGGCCACAUUCCACUACACGAGGCGUUUUUCGCGCCGGAGCGCCUGUUGUCUGAAGGAGGCAUUGACCCACUUUUGCGUGGUCUCUUCGCCUCCCCGCUCAAAUUGCCAAAGAGCAACCAGGUGAUGAACAUGGAGCUCACCGAGAAGCUCUUCCCCCGCGCCCAUGAGGUCUCCCUCGACCUGGCGGUGAUGAACAUACAGCGAGCCCGGGAUCACGGACUGCCAAGCUGGACGGAGUACCGUAAAUGGUGCAAACUGUCGGUACCGACCACGUGGGAGGAGAUGGCCAUCGAAGUACCUGAUGCGGAUGUCCGGAAUAAGCUGCGGACGCUCUAUGGCCAUCCUGGAAACAUUGAUUUGUGGGUGGGCUCCGUGGUGGAGACGAGGAUGCCGGAUGGACUUGUCGGCCCCACGUUCGCCUGCCUCAUCGCCGACCAGUUCAAGCGCCUCCGCUCCGGCGACCGCCAUUGGUACGAGAACGAGGGCGUCUUCAGCAAGGCCCAACUCCAGCAAAUCAGGAGAACCUCGCUCGCCCGGAUGUUCUGCGACAACGGCGAUGAUAUCGAUCGGGUUCAGCGUGACGUCUUCUUCUACCCGGGCAACUCGACGCUGCUGUACGAGAAGUGCUCAAUGAUCCCGGAGCUAAACCUGAACAUGUGGCAGGCGUGCUGUGAGGGAACUUGUUCGAUGAACCAGGAUUCCCAAUUCACUGGAAACUCGCGCAAACGCCGCUCAAAACGCACCUGCCAACUGGAUGACGGCAAGGUGAAGCAGGAGGGUGAAUCGUGGAAGAUGGAAGAGUGCACUACUUGCCAGUGCCAGAACGGCCUUGUGUGGUGCCACGUGAAGGAGGGAUGCCAGGAGGUCCAGAAGAAGAAA